AUGGAUGGACCUGACCCAUUUUACGUUGUGCGUGAUGAAAUAGUCAAGUCUUUGGACCAUGCAAAGGUGGAAUUCGAGGCAUGGAAGCAUGGCGUUAUUUCGAGGUCAACUGAUGUAAAGCCCCUUGAGACUGCUCUGAGAGAAACUGUCAGAAAUAUUGAUUGGGACAUUGAGGAUCUUCAGGAAACGGUACAAAUUGUGGAAAAGAACCCGUCAAAGUUUCGUAUAAGUGUCGAGGAGCUGCGGUCACGCCGACACUUUUUGCAGGAGGUGAAAACCAUCGUGAAAAAUGUGAAGGAUCAACUCUGUCAUUCCAAUGAGCUUCUCAAUGAGAACCUUAAGAAUAUAGAUUUUGACGUUGUGAUCUCAACCAAAGCAUCUCCCGGUGCUAUCACGAAUAUCAGUGCCAAAAAUCCUAGUUUUCCAUCGGCGGUGGAGGUGGAAAUGGGUGGAGAUGGCAAUUUCACGGAGAACUUAAAGUGGCGCAGCGAACAUCCAGGCACAGACGCGCCAGGCCUGUUGGCGGAGCAGGUUGCGCUGUUGCGCGAGCAGGACCAGCACCUGGACCAGCUUGGUUCAAGCAUCUCGCGGCUCAAACAGAUGUCGCACCGUAUUGGAGGGGAGCUUGGAGAUCAAGUGGCCCUACUGGAUGAGUUUAGUGAAGAGAUGACCCGCACGGAGUCGCGGUUGGACAACGCCAUGCGUCGCGCGGCCCGCCUCCUCCACAUUGAUUCCUCACGCGCCCAGUGGUUUGUCAUCAGCAUCCUCCUCCUCACUCUCCUCAUCAUUCUCAUCCUCUUCGUUAUCCUCUAG
Messenger RNA from Hydatigera taeniaeformis, 813 nucleotides. The record is from the annotation of a GenBank genome assembly. NCBI's taxonomy places the organism in Eukaryota, Metazoa, Platyhelminthes, Cestoda, Cyclophyllidea, Taeniidae.